AUGAUCAGAACUAGCGGGACAUCGCACAGACUGAACACGAGAUUAAUUGGGAGGCAACAGAAGAAAGAGCUCCAUAUGGGGAUGCGCAAGAUUACGGAGGCCGUUAACAUCCCUGGAGAGAAAAAUUUAAUGAACAGGAGAUUGGAGGAAGGUAGAGUUAGCGAUAAAUUUGCCUACUGCCUAAGCAAACUCGAAGAAAACAAGAAUGGAGCAAGACCAGUGGACAGAAGACGCCUGGAUCAAGGAUCUAUCGCUAAAAGGAGGAAAAGGGAUCGCGUGAAAGGAACUGGUGGUAAGGGGUUUUCGGCAAUAAAGCGAUGUCGUUAG
Molecule: messenger RNA, 327 nt
Organism: Protopolystoma xenopodis
Lineage: Eukaryota; Metazoa; Platyhelminthes; Monogenea; Polystomatidea; Polystomatidae
Source: the annotation of a GenBank genome assembly